AUGACAGUCUCGUUUUCCAAAAUCUGGCAUUCCAAGCCGGUUGAAUUCAUAAUAUCGCAAUGGUUUUUCAUCACUCUGGCUGUUUUCAUCGUCCUGGCACGCUUUGUACCGAAUUUUGCACGCCAAGGUGGACUGAUCAAGGCCCAAUACACUAUUGAAUACGGCGCCGUUGCAUUGAUCUUUCUACAAAAUGGGUUGAGCAUGUCAACCAAAAAUUUAUGCCUUAAUCUUUCCAAUUGGCGUGCACAUUUAGUAGUACUGGUUAUGAGUUUUCUACUUACAAGUUCGAUUCUUUUUGGGUUCUGCUGUGCGAUCCAAAGCUCGGACGACUCCAAGAUCGAUGAGUGGCUGCUGGUAGGGUUGAUCUUAACUGCAGCAAGCCCGACUACUGUGGCAUCGAAUGUGAUCAUGACCCAGCAGGCUAAAGGCAACGACUUAUUGUGUCUGUGUGAGGUCUUCAUCGGAAAUGUCCUGGGUGGGUUCGUUACACCAGCUAUCGUGCAGAUGUACCUCAGCACGUCGCUGUUUGCAUUCGGAAACCCAAGCAACGGCUCCAGUGUGCGUACGGUCUAUGCUAACGUUAUGAAGCAGAUCGGAUUGUCUGUCCUCGUACCUCUAUGCGUCGGUCAAGUGGCUCAAAAUGUGUUCCCCGCCCAGGUAUCCUGGGCCCUUAAAACGCUCCGUAUGAACAAGAUUGGCAGCAUUUGCCUACUGCUGGUGAUGUUCAGCUCUUUUUCCACGGCUUUUUAUCAGCACGCAUUCACCAGCGUGUCCCACGUCUCCAUGGUAUUUAUCGUUUUGUUCAACAUCGGGAUUUACCUGUUCUUCAGUGUUUUAUGCUUCGUCUGUGCUCGGCCUUGGUUUAUCCUCAAAAUGUUCCCCGAUGAGCCCAAUGAACACUCUUCGAAGAUGUACGUGUACGGGUACCGCGUGCUAAGACCUUUUUAUUACAACAAGAAAGAUACCGUGGCGAUUUUGUUUUGCGGACCUGCGAAAACGGCGGCUCUGGGUGUUUCCCUGGUCUCGUCCCAAUACGGCAGUGAUUUUCCACAAUUGGGGAAGCUUCUUGUUCCUUUAGUGCUAUACCAAAGUGAGCAAGUUGUAACUGCGAAACUUCUGGUUCCACUCGUGAGGAGAUGGGCAGCCGAUGAAGACGAAGUUGGGUCGGCCAGCGAAAAGGACUUAGAGCAGGCGUCAUCGGGUAAGGGCGACGCAACUGAUAGCUCCGAAGUAUCUCAAAUUGCACAAGAAAACGACGUACAGAAACAAGGUGGGCGACAAUAA
Lachancea lanzarotensis is the source of this 1284-nucleotide messenger RNA. RefSeq names its product LALA0S16e00210g1_1 (gene RCH1). NCBI's taxonomy places the organism in Eukaryota, Fungi, Ascomycota, Saccharomycetes, Saccharomycetales, Saccharomycetaceae. The coding region runs from base 1 to 1284 and encodes 427 amino acids. Gene Ontology annotation, cellular component: plasma membrane. The transcript has a single exon. The record is from RefSeq and is a predicted model, not a curated record.